This is a messenger RNA of Fragaria vesca subsp. vesca, 2274 nucleotides long. Its product is annotated as ATP-dependent DNA helicase Q-like 3-like. Gene Ontology annotation, biological process: double-strand break repair via homologous recombination. Gene Ontology annotation, molecular function: nucleic acid binding; 3'-5' DNA helicase activity; ATP binding. The transcript is spliced from 19 exons. The record is from RefSeq and is a predicted model, not a curated record. Bases 1 to 2202 code for a protein of 733 amino acids. Gene Ontology annotation, cellular component: cytoplasm; chromosome. NCBI's taxonomy places the organism in Eukaryota, Viridiplantae, Streptophyta, Magnoliopsida, Rosales, Rosaceae.
AUGAAGAAAUCGACGUUACCGUUGCAUAGCGCAACCGGCGCCGGUAAGAACCAGAAGCUCGGGAAGGAAGCGCUGGUGAAGCUGCUGAGGUGGCAUUUCGGUCAUCCGGAGUUCAGAGGGAAGCAAUUGGAGGCCAUUGAAGCUGUUCUAUCAGGAAGAGACUGUUUCUGCUUGAUGCCGACCGGUGGCGGGAAGUCCAUGUGUUAUCAGAUUCCGGCGCUGGCCAAGAAGACCGGCAUUGUGCUUGUUGUGUGUCCUUUGAUAGCUUUGAUGGAAAACCAAGUGAUGGCGUUGAAGGAGAAAGGAAUUGCUGCUGAAUAUCUAUCUUCCACGCAGACAUCCCAAGUCAAAAAUAAGAUACAUGAAGACCUUGAUUCUGGAAGACCGUCUUUGAGGCUUCUAUAUGUGACGCCCGAGUUGAUUGCAACACCUGGAUUUAUGACAAAGCUGACAAAGAUUCACUCAAGAGGGUUGUUGAAUCUUAUUGCCAUAGAUGAGGCACAUUGCAUCUCUUCAUGGGGCCAUGAUUUUAGGCCUAGCUAUCGUAAGCUAUCGUCUUUAAGGAGUCACCUCCCAGGUGUGCCAACAUUGGCUUUGACAGCUACAGCCGUUCCUAAAGUUCAGAAGGAUGUGAUGGAGUCCUUAUGCCUCCAAAACCCUUUAGUCCUAAAAUCAUCUUUCAAUCGUUCUAAUAUAUAUUAUGAAGUUCGAUACAAAGAUCUUUUACAUGAUGUGUAUGCUGAUUUGUCUGACGUACUAAAAUCUAGUGGAGAUGUAUGCGCAAUUGUAUACUGCCUUGAACGAACGAUGUGCGAUGACUUGUCUGUUCAUCUAUCACAAAACGGGAUUUCAUGUGCUGCUUAUCAUGCAGGGUUGAAGGAUAAAUUACGCAGUUCUGUUUUAGAUGAUUGGAUUUCUUCCAAAAUACAAGUUGUUGUGGCAACGGUGGCUUUUGGGAUGGGUAUAGAUAGAAAAGAUGUCAGAAUUGUUUGCCAUUUUAAUAUUCCAAAGUCAAUGGAAGGCUUCUACCAAGAGUCUGGUAGAGCUGGUCGUGAUCAAUUACCCUCCAGAAGCCUAUUGUAUUAUGGAAUUGAAGAUAGCAAAAGAAUGAAAUUUAUUCUAAACAAUGCUGAGAACAAGAUAUCAAAGGCCUCAAACUCACAGGAAGAGUUGUCUAAAAAAUCCAUGACCGACUUUCAACAGAUGGUUGAGUAUUGUGAGGGCUCUGGAUGCCGGAGGAAAAAGAUCCUUGAGAAUUUUGGUGAAAAGGUACCUGUAACACUAUGUAGCAAAACAUGUGAUGCAUGUAAACAUCCAAACCUCGUAGCCAAAUACUUGGAGGAGCUCGCAACUUCUUGUAUUGUACGGCAGAAAGCCGGCUCAUCUAGAAUUUUUGUGGGCAGCUCCUCAAAUAAGGGUAAUGAAGAUCAGUCCUCUGAAUUCUGGAACCGUGAUGAUGAAGCAAGUUGUUCUGAGGAAGACAUAUCUGAUUCUGAUGACCUUGCAGCUGUCAAGAGCCUUACCAGAUCAAAGUUGAUCGAUGAAAAGUUGGAAGCCUUGCAGCGUGCAGAAGAAAAAUAUUACCAGAAUAAAUCCUCUGAAAAGCAGCCAGAUAAACUUAACAAGAAUGCUGUAUCUGAUACACUGAGGGAAGCAAGCAAGCAGAGAUUAGAAAAUUCUGUAAAGCAGGCUCAGCAACGACUUGGAAACUUAAAGAUUGAGGUGGAAAAAGCGGCAUCGUUCCUCGAAGAUGAAUGUUACAAAAAAUAUGGGAAAACUGGGAAAUCAUUCUACUAUUCUCAAGUCGCAAGUACAGUGAGGUGGUUAUCAACCGUAAAUUCUACCGACUUAACUGAUCGUCUUGGCACCAUAACCAGUUCUCCGUCAGAGAAUAGUGUGACAGUGCCUUCUGCAACACAAUCACCAUUGCUGGAGACAGGAUCUUUUGCAAAGCCAUCACCUUUGGUGGACAGAGCAACAGAAAUCACCGUGAAUGACUUCCAUGAGAGUGUCAGACCAGAAGCAUCUGUAGCUCUGUCACCAACGCAAAGUGAUCCCCCAAGUACGAUGUUGCCAGCAAUUCCGUCCUUCUCAGAGUUUAUCAACAGCAAAAAGGUGAUGGACAACAGAUCAAGCGGAUCAGAUAAGCAAUCACCUAAUGGGGGUAAGAAGAAUCCAGAGAAGAGAAUGAGGUUACAAUAGGUCGAAAAUCUUAGUUGCUUCAAUUGCUCAUAGUUUUGUCCUUGAAGUAGAUGCAGGAGGAUUAUGUUUACA